ACUUGAUGCAAAUACAAUGCAGCCAGUGCAAUGGGGAACAAUGUCGAUGGUCGACGCGGAAAGAAGGCUCCUAGCAAACGCGCUUCUAGAACCUUCCAACCAGAGAUUCGUACUAGUUUCCGAUUCAUGCAUCCCCAUCUUCAACUUCACCACGGUGUACAACUACCUCACCGGAACAAACCUCAGCUUCCUCGGUUCGGUCGACGACCCCCGUCGUGUGGGCCGCGGCCGGUACAGUCGGCGGAUGUCGCCUAAGAUAACCCUCGGGCAGUGGCGGAAGGGCUACCAGUGGUUCGAGAUCCACCGUGACCUGGCGGAAAAAAUCAUCUCCGACCGGAAAUACUACGAUCUUUUCGUGAAGUUCUGCUUCCGGCGGCCUUGCAUCGGCGACGAGCACUAUUUGCCGACCGUGGUGAACAUUCUCUACCCGGAGAUGAACUCCAAUAGGUCCGUGACGUGGGUUGAUUGGUCGGUGGUUGGGCCCCACCCGAGGGAAUUCGAGCGGGCCGAUGUGAAUGUUGAAUUGUUGGAUCGGAUCCGAUUUGGAUCCGAGUGUGUGUACAAUGGGAAUACUACAAAUGUGUGUAAUCUUUUUGCUAGGAAAUUUCUGCCUAGUGCAAUUGUGCCUUUGUUGAAGGUUGCUCCAUUGAUUCUAGGCUUUGAUCCUUGAUAAAUUAAUUUUUC
Messenger RNA from Erythranthe guttata (spotted monkey flower), 684 nucleotides. NCBI's taxonomy places the organism in Eukaryota, Viridiplantae, Streptophyta, Magnoliopsida, Lamiales, Phrymaceae. The record is from RefSeq and is a predicted model, not a curated record.